Molecule: messenger RNA, 1032 nt
Organism: Acanthisitta chloris (rifleman)
Lineage: Eukaryota; Metazoa; Chordata; Aves; Passeriformes; Acanthisittidae
Product: cytochrome c-type heme lyase
Exons: 6
Coding region: 37-849 (270 amino acids)
Biological process (GO): cytochrome c-heme linkage
Cellular component (GO): mitochondrion
Molecular function (GO): holocytochrome-c synthase activity
Source: RefSeq, a predicted model, not a curated record
GAAACCUGAUCUGCAAAGCCCCGGUGUGCUGAAGCCAUGGGUCUGUCUGCAUCCUCCCCAGCUGCUCAGUCACCGGACGCAUCCAGGCAGUACCAGACAGCGUCUCCACCUUCAGAAUGUCCCAUGCAUCAGGAAAAAAUGAGCGGUUGUCCAAUGCACAUGAAGACUGCUGAUCAUAGAACUGAGAACGCAGAGGAUGUUCCUGCACAUCAAGAAAGAGCAUACGAGUUUGUAGCAUGUCCAGUGAACUCUGGUGCUUCUCAAGUGAGGGAUGACAUAGAUCCUAGCAAUAUGAUGCCUCCUCCUAAUCAGCAGCCAUCCCCAGGUCAGCCAUUUCCGUUGUCAACUGUUAGAGAAGAAUCUUCCAUUCCUAGAGCUCAUUCUGACAAGAAAUGGGUCUACCCUUCAGAGCAAAUGUUCUGGAAUGCUAUGCUAAGAAAAGGGUGGAGGUGGAAAGAUGAUGACAUAACAAGUGAAGACAUGACCAACAUUAUUAAGAUUCACAACCAAAAUAAUGAGCAAGCAUGGAAAGAGAUUUUGAAGUGGGAAGCUCUUCACGCUGGGGAAUGUCCAUGUGGACCAUCGCUGAUGCGGUUUGGAGGCAAAGCAAAGGAGUAUUCACCAAGAGCCAGGAUACGUUCGUGGAUGGGGUAUGAACUGCCCUUUGACAGACAUGACUGGAUCGUUGACCGGUGUGGAAAAGAAGUGCGAUAUGUUAUCGAUUACUACGAUGGGGGAGCAGUAGAUAAGAACUACCAGUUCACCAUCCUGGACGUGCGCCCCGCGCUGGACUCUCUCUCUGCUGUGUGGGACAGAGCGAAGGUGGCUUGGUGGCGGUGGACUUCAUAACUGCUCCUCUGGUGUGUAAUGGAAAAGUAAACCACUUUCCUUCUGGACAAAGGAUAAGUGAAUACCAGGACUUGAAAUAGUUCACUGCAGCUGUCAUUGUUUUCAUCAUCACCGCUGUUUUUUGCAGGGUGGGAUGGGAGGAUGGGGAAUCUGUUGUUAAGUACACCAAUGCUUUGUGGUGUU